CCGGCUACUGACUCUGUUCACCCUCCUGUGUUACUGAGUAGUAGAACAGUAACAGACUCCUUUUGGACCAGCAGAUCGGUAAGACUCUCCCUUACAGCAGAUCGGGAGGAUGGCCAACGUCCAGGUGCCUGUUGUGGCCAUCGGUGCGUUUGGGGACAGUCCUGUCCAGAUGACCUGUCCUACCUGUCACCAGACCGUGGUCACUAAGGUUGACUUCUCCUCUGGUGUCCUCACCUACCUCUUCUGUGGAGGACUCUUCUUCUGUGGGUUUGUUCUGGGUUGCUGUCUCAUCCCGUUCUGUUUCGACAGGCUCAAAGACGCCAAGCACACGUGUCCCUCCUGCAAGACCCUCCUGGGGGUUUAUAAGCGCUUAUAAGCCCAUAAUAACCAGCAGGAGACUCUCGUGUCUUUUGGGAAGCUAGCUACAACAUUGUGUCUUGUCUUCUGAGACAAGUUGCUCUUCCAACACAGUCUGUUGUUUCUCUCAGCUUCCACCCAGUAGUACUGCACAGCAGGCUACCACGUGAUUGAAAGACCAAUUAGUUUAACUCAAUAGAACAAUUUAACUGUCACAGAAUGUUGUCAUUGACAGUGUUCCGUUCCUUCCUGCCCUCUCCCUUGCUAUCAGUUAACGGUUGCCUUGGCAACGGCAAAAAUGUACGACUUAACUUAGAUUUAACUCAAUAUAACAAUUUAAUUGUCAGUGACAGUGUUCCAUCCCAUCCCGCCCUGUCCCUUGCUAUGCAGUUAACGGUUGCCUUGGCAACGGCAAAAAUGUACGACUUAAAUUGGAUUUAACUCAAUAGAACAAUUUAACUGUCACAGAAUGUUGUCAUUGACAGUGUUCCGUCCCAUCCCGCCCUGUCUCCUGCUAUGCAGUUAACCGUUGCCUCGGCAACGGCAAAAAUGUACGAUUUCAAUUAGAUUUAACUCAAUAGAACAAUUGAAUUGUCAUUGACAGUGUUCCAUCCCAUCCCGCCCUGUCCCUUGCUAUGCAGUUCACCGCUGCCUUGGCAACGGUAAAAUAUGAGUGCCAUAGAAAUAGACAAUGUAGAAUGUGAGUAUUCAUGGUUUGAUGGUUGUUGUAUGAUCUGUAAGUUAUAUUACUAUAAUUGUCUCAAUGCAGCACCGUGAGUCUUUCUGAUUGAGUACUGUACUGGUUUGUUAGGAAUAAACUGAGCCCUGAAAAAUACAAUCAUUUCACAACCGCUAAAAUAUUUUGUUAAUUUGUAGAAAAACAUUUUUUAUUAAAUUAUCAGCUGUUAGUUCAUAGGCUGUUUAUUUCUUUAUAAAUAAAAUGUAAAAAAUUGGGGGGGGGGGGAUUGUGUAAUAAUAUACAUUUUUAUUAAUUAAAUCAUACAU
Molecule: messenger RNA, 1362 nt
Organism: Oncorhynchus kisutch (coho salmon)
Lineage: Eukaryota; Metazoa; Chordata; Actinopteri; Salmoniformes; Salmonidae
Product: lipopolysaccharide-induced tumor necrosis factor-alpha factor homolog
Exons: 4
Coding region: 110-376 (88 amino acids)
Cellular component (GO): cytoplasmic side of lysosomal membrane; nucleus; cytoplasmic side of late endosome membrane
Molecular function (GO): zinc ion binding
Source: RefSeq, a predicted model, not a curated record